Molecule: messenger RNA, 8404 nt
Organism: Cavia porcellus (domestic guinea pig)
Lineage: Eukaryota; Metazoa; Chordata; Mammalia; Rodentia; Caviidae
Gene: Ocstamp
Product: osteoclast stimulatory transmembrane protein
Cellular component (GO): membrane
Source: RefSeq, a predicted model, not a curated record
UCACUUUGUUCAAAUUCCUGCUCAGAUAUCACCUGCCUGGGGACACUUCCCGGACCACCUUUGUGAGGUGCUGUCCUUGUCUCUCUCCGCCUCUGUUUGUCUUAGCACUUAGAACUGUGGGUCAUGUAACUUCUUGUUUAUGGCACCUAAAGUUAGAAAAAUACAGACUUUAUUUUGUUCCCAGCUGUAACUCCAGGACUUGGACCUGUCUGGCACACAGCAAGGGUUCAGUGUGUAUUGGAUGCACAAAUCUACACCGGGUGUAGGAGAAGCAGGCUUGCCAGCUGAUCUGGGGUCUGUUUGGCUCAUUUCUAUGUUACCUCAUUCUCCCAUAUGUUCAUUCAAUAAACCUUUACUCAGAAGCUGUGACAUGCUGGUUCCUGUCCCCUCCUACCCUGGUGGAAGAGCCAGGCAGUAGGAAGGCAAACAGAUAAAGUGACUCUUGGUCAUGAUUCAGUCAUGGUAAGAAGAAAAUGACCACUGACCCUGAGGCCAGGGUGGUCGGGGAGGAAUCCCCUGAGGAGGCAGCCGGGGCUGGGACCCGGAGAAAUCAGCUGACGCUUAUUGCUGCAUGGAAGGAAGAGGGGAGGUCUGAGUGGAGCCCGUGAGGAGGGAGGUGGUCUCAGUUUGCUGUUGCUUGAAGCUGGACCUUAGCCAGAUUUGGGGUACCCUGUUCUUCUGGCUGGUGACCAACCCUCUCUGCCCCCCCCAGAAACCUCCUGUCCCUCCCAGGACUGUUCCCCUGCUUGUGGCUCCUGUCUGCGUGGAAGGGCUUGGCCACUCUUGGGCCGAGGGAAGAUCUGUGGGCUGAGGUUGGGCACCAUUGUGAUCCGCUGGUGGCGGUGUAGGAGGAAGUGAGUGGUGGUGGGCUGGGGGUGCCAGGUCAUUGGAAAAGUACCCUGAGCUUAUCCGGAACCCACAGGCAGCACCAGAGGUCAGAAAGGACAAAACCUCGCAAAGCAAAAAUCUUUGUUUUGCUUUCUGUGGCUGCCUAACAAAGCACACCAGCAUUUCAGGAGUGAAACAGAUUCUUUGGCUCAUCUCUCUGCUCUGGAUGGGGCGGCUGAGUCCUGGUUCUAGGUGGUGUGGUCAGGGUCACUGGCUGCACCUGGGAUGUCCAACACUCUCCAGGGUCCCUCUUCAGGCGGCUUUGCCAGGACCUGCCUAGACCUCAGUGUACAAAUGUGGACUUCAAGGAGGAGGAAAGCUACCUGAAGUCCCCUGGGCCUGGACAUGCAGGUCCCAAAGGUAGACCCCGUAUGCUGGUGGGAGGGGCAGUAUCCGACCUGGAGGCGGUGGCAGGUGCAGCCACUUCUGGAAACCAUUUACCUUCACUCUGAAGAGGCCGUGUGAAUGGCCAAAGCCUCAUGAAGAGACCCAUAGACCCACAAGGCUACGAUCAGAGAUAUGCCAAAUAAAAUAAGAUUCAGCCACAGGUCACAAUAUCUACAAAAACUAGACAGGUGGUCAGGGAUGAUGGUGAGGUGUGACUCAACAAACCCUUGGGUUCUGCUGGUGACCCUCAUGAGUGACAGUCUGCCCAGCAAGGGGGCUGGCACCAAAUAAGGGAAUGUGUUAAGAGUCUCCCCCAGUGGCCCGGUGAUGCAGUUCUGGGGUUCAGUCCCAGCAAGUCACUCCCUGGGUCCCUGGGGAGACAGUGGAGGAGGACAUCCAGGCCCCUGCUGCUGGACAUGCUGAAGAGCUGGAAGCCCCCUCAGCGACCGCAGUGGGGGAGUAUUUAAGUGAAAUCUUGGAUCUACACACUAUGGAAAAUGUAGCACCUGGACGCAGAAACACAGGCACCCAGAGCAGUAGAUCAGGUACGUGUAUAUUCCGGUAUUCAGGCCCAACAAAGGGGCAGAGUCACAUGGGCAAAAGAAGGGAAGCUGGGGCAGGGCGGGGAAAAGAAGGUUAUCAAACAAGGAGGUCAGAAUGGCACUUUGGACCCUGGCUCCUUCCCUAGUGUGCUGUGUAACCUCGAGUGCUGAGUGCUGAGUGCUGUGUGCUGAGUGCUGAGUGCUGUGUGCUGAGUGCCCUCCACUGCUUGGGACUUCAGUUUCCUCCGCAGAUAAAUGAGGGCACACAGGGUCCCAACAGGACGCAGCAAGCUACAAUUGAUUCAAGGAAAGUUUGUUUAGGGCUCUAAAUACAAGGUAUGAGCCUCUAGAGCAUAAGAUGAUCACAGGGGAAAUGCAGAACCGUGGUGCGAGGAGAGAGUGAAGGGGAUGGGAGAGCAUGUUCCAGCCCUGGACCUUAAAGGAGAGAAUCAUUGACAGGAGGGGGCCAGGACACACAGAGCCCAGGACUCCGGAGGGAGGGAGUCAUUCUCCCUCAUUCUCCCAUGGGGGUGGAGUGAGUUGGGGUUCUCCAGACCAGCAAUCAUGCGUGCGUGUGUGUGUGUGUGUGUGUGUGUGUGUGUGUGUACAGCACUCCCUCUUAUCUUUAGGAGAUGCAUUCCAGGAUUCCCAGUGGAUGCCCAAAACUGUGGACUGCACCACACUCUUUGCCUGUGAUAAAAUUUAAUUUAUAAAUUGUACAGUAAGAGAUUAAUGAAACCAACUAUUAACAGUACUAUAAUAAGGGGUAUUUAAAACUUACAGAUUGCCUAUUUGUAAAAAUUUUUUUCAUAUAUUUUUGAAAUGCAGUUGAUCAUAGUGUAUUAGUCAGGUUUUCAUCCCUGUAACAAAAUGCUGAAGACAGUCCUUUUAAAAAGAGGAAAGGUUUACUUAGGCUCAUAGUGUUGGAGGUUUCAGCUGGCAGUCAGUCCAUAUGUCAUGGCAGGAGCAUCUGGCAGAGGAAGCUGCUCACCUUGUGGCAUCCAGGAGCCAAAGAGAGAAAGAAGAUGAGGAGCUGGGGUCCCAGGCUCCCCUUCAAGGGCCCCCAGGAGCCUGACUUCCUCCCAUGGGCCACCCCACAAGGUUCCAGCGUCUCCGAAUGGUGCCACUGACUGGUGACCAAGCCUUCAACCAUGGGCCCUUGAGGGUACACAUAUUCAAACCGUAGCGCAUGGGUAGCUGAAAUGGGGGGAAGUGGAGGUACAGAUAAGGGAGAACUGAGAGAGAGAGAGGCUGAGCGUGGGGUCCGAGUGAGCCCACACCGGCGGGGAUGUGAGCAGGCCAGGACUCGAGAAAGAGGUGGGCUAAGGCUGCCCACCGCGGGGCUUUCCCGGCUCCAGUCUGCUGAUUGGGUCAGAUCCCGCCCACUCCGGAGGGCAAUGCACUUUACUCCAUGUCCAUGUGUUUCAACAGUAAUUAAUCGCAUUAAACCACCCUCACAGAAACACUCAGAAACACCUGGCCCAAAAGGCCAGCACCGUGGUUCAGCCCCGACAUCUAACACAGCCCAACACAGGCUGGAGGGCAGCGGGCCCUCAGGGCAGCCUCGCCAGGCCCACGCCUGUCCCUCCCUGGGGCAGGGGGACCAGGAGCAGGUCCGGAGAACAAACCACACAAAUGCAGUGCGGGGUGCAGGCCCCACUGAAGCUGCUAUCUGGUGGUGCCCAGCUGCACAUCCAGCCCUUGGGGGGCUCCGCCUGCCUCUCCAUCAAAGAAUUCUAGAUUAUUAAUUGGCUGCUAAUCUUUAAGGUUCAGAAGCUUUCACCUAAAAAGCUGGAUCUCUGCUUCUGGAAAAGAAAAUGCUAGAAGAUCUAGCCCUGUGGCUCCCUCACGGCAGUAACUACCUGGAGCUGGGUAGUGGGGUGAGGUGGUAAGUCGAGGCAGGGACUGUCUCCCUUGCCACCGUCCCGCCCUGCUUCCCACACUGGCACCUUCCCCACCCACGAGGGCGUUAGAACCUAAGACUCCUACACCAUCAGGAAGGUCCAUCUGGCAGCGGUGGACACAGUUCUAACAGCCUGGAGCGCUGCCCAACAGAACCACGUGCUGACCACAGAAAUGGGCCACCUCUGCCCAAUGCCGUAGCCCCUGCGAGGUGCAGCUACUACUGAAGGCGUGCACGUCUCACGGGUGUGCAAACUGAGGCACGUCCUGAGUGCAAAACACACGCCAGGUUUUAAAGCCGCAGUGUGAGAAAAUGCAAGAACGGUAGCCUAUUAACAGUGUUCUCGUGUUGAAAAGUUAAUCUUUUUACUAUAAGAGGGUGAGUAAAAUAUUUUGUUAAAAGUAAUUUCAGUUUUGUGUGCUUAUUAGAAAACAGUAUUACGUGGUGCCUCGCCUGGCGGCCCCCAGUCUUUUCCUGGCGGACACCGAUGUCUGCAUGCUCAGAUUUUAGCUGCCUGGCUGCAAUCUCCAACCGUCUGGACGGUGGCCACACUCUGCCCACAGGCCGAAAACUCCUCUCCGGCCCGAUCCCAGGCUGCACUGCUGGGCCGGCCUGGGGCUCACCACUUCCCCUCUGUCUUAUGGCUCUGAAUCCUUCCCCCAGAAAUUCCCCUUAACACAGCUGGUUCUGUUGGUGAUGACUCAGAAGUCCCCUCCGGAUGUUGUAGGCCUUGAGGGCAGGCCAGCCUUCUAUGGGCAGAGGUGACUGCCUACAUGUCCAAGAAAAGCUAAAAAUAUCUUGUACCCUUCUCUCUUCCCCCUGAGCGUCCAGAUCCUACGCAUCCACCAGAGGCCUCCUGGAAGAAGCCUUCACGGUCUCAACCAAUCAGCUUCCUGUUGCUCAGCAGAAACUGGGCAAAUGCUGGUGGCGUCUUCUGGGACCAGGCCAACACCUUGGUAUUUCUUAUGCAACAGGACCCAGGUCGUGGGAUACUUACAGGGUCGUCUUAGAGCCUGGACAAGAGGGUCCCAGCAGGCUGGGUCUCACUCCAGCAGAGCUGGAAACCAGCCAGGGGGAAGCAGGGCCGGGGAAGCUGUGCUUACUGAACUCUCUCUGCACAUUACAGGUGACUCCUCAAACCUCCCUGCCACAUAGGUUCUGUGUUCUUCUCGCUAUGGCGGGGACACACAUGCUCAGAGAGAGGCAGUGUCUUGGUCAAGGUCACAAGGCACAGUGAUUGACAAAGCUCCCUUUCCAACAAAGGUCACCCUUUCCGAAGGUCACACUUUGUAGUCACCUGCUUCCUCCAGCCACCCUGCAAGACACAGGCACAUGGGGCUGCCGCUCCUGAACAACCUUGUAUGUCUGGUUCCUGCCAGUAUGGCAGCUCCUGGCUUCCGGGGUAGGGAAGAGAGGGCUCAGAGCCUGGGAACACAGUGAGCUCUCUGGGUGUCUAACCACAGGUGUCUCACUCAGUUGCUGAGUGGCCAUGACAAGUCACUUCCCCUAACCAAGCCACAGGAUGCUCCACUUCAGGCCGGAAGCAGUAGCCCAGGCAGCAUGUCCUUGUAAGGAAAAAUGACCAGCAGUCCGAAUGCUACCUGGCUGCCUCCCCUGCCAUCUGUCUCUGGGCUGGGGGCUCAGAGGAGGACCCCUGGGGUGCAGGUCGAGCUGGAAGUGACGGGGGCAGCAAUGCUGGGGGAGGAGCCCCGCAUUCCAAGUGGGAAUGGACUCCAAGGACGGCCUGGAAGUGGGCUUGCAGAGCAAAGGGCUGCAGAAGGGAUGAACACGGAGCUGGCAUGUUUUCAGCUAAUGUCGCAGGUCUGUGAACUAGCCCUCCACUGCGGGAGUUGGGCGAAGCACAGUGGUAGACCCUGGCCUCUGAUCUUAGCUUAGAUCUCAUCUCCUGUGGGUUCUCAGUCUCUAAGUGUCAAGCAUCAGGCUCCCCUUGGGACACAUAACUGCAGGAGGCAGGCAGGGCAGAGUCCUAGUCUUGUGCUACUGCUAAUGAGCUGUAUUACCAGUUUCCCUGAACCUCAAUUUCCUCCUCUGCAAAAUGGGCUAAUUCUACCUUCCUUCUAGUAGGGUUGCAGAGGUGGCUUGGCAAUGUUUCUCUCCUCCCACACCUUCCCCUGUCCCUGCCUACCAUGAGAAGAGGAGGCAGCUUGCCCAACCCUCAGGAGGUGGCCCCAGGCAGGGCGGGACAAGGCAGCCAGGAGAGCUUCAUUAAAGGGUAGAAAAGCAGAAGCAGCGGGGCUUCCCAAGUCCCAGCGGGUGCCCCACUUCCUCUCCACCUGGCACCCUGCCGCAGACUACCUGCCUGAACCCACUGCUGCUCCAGACCAUGAGGGGCCUCCACGGAGCUGUCGAGCACCUCAUCAGGACCGGGUGGAGGUUCUGGCAGUUGGGGAUCCGAAAGGCAUGUGUCCCACUGCUCGCUGCCUGGGAUACCUUCUGCCAGCCUGUCCCUGCCAACCAUAGCCAGCUGCUGACCCACCUCCUCCUGUGCGGAUCCUUGGCAGUCACUGCUGCAGGUCUGGCUCAUCACUGGCUUAUGUCUUCACGGCUUUAUCCACUGGAACUCUCAGCCACAGUGGCUACGGUCUGUGGCCUCCUGGUCUUCCUGGCCCUGGGCCUGGUGCCCCCCAUCCGCUGCCUGUUUGCACUCAGCGUGCCCACCUUAGGCACAAAGCAAGGCCGUCAGCUGCUCCUGUCUUACAGUACUGCCACCCUGGCCAUUGCUGUGGUGCCAAAUGUCUUGGCCAAUGUGCGUGCCACUGGGCAGGUGCUGAGAUGUGUCACUGAGGGCUCCGUGGAGAGUCUGCUCAACACCACUCACCAUCUGCAUGCUGCGUCCAGGGCGCUGAGCUCCGCAGGUCGAGCAGGCAGCCGGGGCCUGACCUUUGAGAUCCAGGGCAAUGGCUCUGCCUUCCAGCUUCACAUGCUCAAGGUCGCUCAGCGGGUCCAGGAGGAUUUCUCUGGCCUAGAGUCUCUGGCGCUGGCAGUAGCAGUGGGUACCCAGCGGGUAGUCACAGGACUGUUUCUGCUUGGCCUCCUGGUGGAGUCAGCCUGGUACCUCCAUCGAUACCUGACGGACCUGCAGUUUGACAACAUCUAUGUGACACAGAGACUGGCCGAGCAGCUAGCCCAGGCCCAGGCCACACACCUCAUGGACUCUCCACCAGCCUGGCUGCUCCAGGUGGCCCAGCCAAAGCUGUCACAGGAAGAGCUGCUGAGGUGUCUCCUAAAGCUAGGACUGCUUGUCCUGCUCCUGGUGGCCACAGCUGUGACAGUGGCCACAGAUUACAUGGCCUUCCUCCUGGCACAGACAGCUGUGAGGUGGGCUCAGAAGCUGCCCAUUGUGCCCAUCACACUCAGGGUCAAGUACGAUGCAACGUACACUGUCCUGGGCUUCAUUCCUUUCCUCUUCAACCACCCACCCCCUGAGAACCCCUUCCUCUCGGAGCACAAAGCCUACUCCUGGGAGCUCCGCCUCACCUCUCGCGACUGCCCCCUGCUGCCGGCCCAGCGUCCCUGCACCGCCUCGGCGCUGGCCGCCGGAGCCCUGCAGCUCCUGGCCGGCUCCACCGUGCUGCUGGAGACCUACGCCCGGCGCCUGCGGCACGCCAUCGCCGCCUCCUUCUUCUCCGCCCAGGAGACCAGGAGGGUCUGCCACCUCCACGCCCGGCUGCAGCGAAGACAUGACCGGCACCAAGGCCAGCAGCGCCCAGCCUCCUUCCCCCCUCUGACACCUGGGGCUGCCUGCAGAGUAAGAGACCAACUGCGUGCUGGACUCCUCGAAGAACAGAAAACCUUUGCAACAGACCCCAGUUGCAACCGUGGCCCUCUAUGUCUCGGCGUGACCUUGGGUGUAUCACUCCACCUCUCUGAACCUCUGUUUCUAAAUCUAUGUAAUGACUGCAUCCUAGUAAUGAUCCUGAACCACUCUCCACACGGGAAUGUGUAAGGAGAUGCUGGGCUUGCAAGGCCUGGAAGGGCGAUGUCAGGGCAAGGUAAGAAGUGAGACAGCUGCGGGUCCCUGCAGGCCACGUGGAGGUCGGUGGAGUCUCUCACCUGCAUCCGAUGCUGCGCCUCGUAGGUGGAGACUCUGCCUCACCUGCAUGCUUCUGGAACUUAAUAAUACGCCUUUGAACUUACGUAUGUAGACAAAACUUUCUGUUUUGUAAAUAACUGUAUUUAUUAAAUCUUAGGUGAAAUGUUAAUUCUCUGCUUUGAAUUCCUUCAGGGGCUUGCCGCCUAGAAUUGCCAGCAUUAACAAAAGUAGAGGAGGCCAGAGUCAAUUUGAAUUUCAGAUUAAUGAUGAAACACUUACUCUCCCUGGAUCCCUAGCUCUGGCUCUGGACCCCUGGCUGUGACUCAGGAUCAGCCGCACACAACCCAUUGUGUGACCUGACAUUUUCCUAUUGUCAAAAAAGAAAAGAAAAAGAAAGUUACAGCAAAUGUGGCUGACAUUCUUGAUUGGCAUUUAUUAGAAGUAUUAGAAUCAGGCAACAUCUAUCUUAUAAAAUGAAGAGUUCCCAUGGGCUGGCAAAAGGCUCCGAAAGGGCUGAGGAAAGCAGGAACAGAGAUCAAAAAGUGGUUGGUGCGGAAACUGUAUUUAAUUGUUGUAAAGCAGCUACAUUGUUUUUUAAAGGGAUAUGAAAAAAUAAAUAUGAAUUUUCAA